Messenger RNA from Zingiber officinale, 1056 nucleotides. RefSeq names its product protein REVEILLE 6-like. The record is from RefSeq and is a predicted model, not a curated record. Bases 1 to 678 code for a protein of 225 amino acids. The transcript is spliced from 8 exons. NCBI's taxonomy places the organism in Eukaryota, Viridiplantae, Streptophyta, Magnoliopsida, Zingiberales, Zingiberaceae.
AUGGAGAAUCGAGUCCUCACGAAUCGUGACUGGAAAAAAAUAGAAGCAUUUGUUGGCUCAAAGACAGUUAUCCAGAUAAGAAGUCACGCACAGAAGUACUUCUUAAAGGUCCAAAAGAAUGGAACUGUUGCUCAUGUACCACCACCUCGGCCCAAGCGUAAAGCAGCUCGUCCAUAUCCACAAAAGACGUCUAAGAAUGCUCCUCAAAUAGCUCAACCAAAACCAUUUCAAGUUACACAUUUGCAUGAACAAGGCUAUGUCUAUGGGACCAAGUCAUCGUCCUUGCUCAGGAGCUCUUGCACUGAAGGUACACAACCAGGAGUUAUUGUAGUUGAGAAUUGCUGUUUGAGCAGUACUGAAAGCCCUUGUGCAUCCCAAGCAAGCUGUGAAAAAAGCAAGCAAGGAAACCAAAUAGCAUUACUUCAGGCCAUGCCAGAUUUUGUUCAGGUAUACAACUUCUUAGGCAGUGUUUUUGAUCCAAGUACAAGAUGGCAUUUACAGAAGCUAAAGGAGAUGGAUCCUGUUGAUGUUGAAACGGCUUUAUUGUUAAUGAGGAAUCUGUCCAUCAAUUUGACUAGCCCUGAUUUUGAAGAUCAUAUGAAGUUACUGGCCGGGUAUGGCUCUCAAGUGUCGGAACCUAAACCUGUCCGCGCUGACAAGCUACUAGUUGCUAAUUAACAUUCAACUACUGUUUGUACCUGCAAGAUUAAUCAUUAGUUCUUGAUUUGUUUGCAAGCCUCGUCUGAGUACGGCCUUAGCUGGUCUGUCUCCCUCAGUAGCUAGCAAGCAAAUAUCACAGCUAAAGCCUACACAAAAUUGCGUACGAUCGGACCAAUCCUGAGGUUGCAGAAUGCCAAGUGCGAAUCUCCUUGUCGGAUCGUUCCCCACCCACCACGUCCACUGCCAGGAGGACACACUCAACUAAACCCAUUUCAUCCAUUAUAGUCUCUGCAAAAUAGAUUCACAUCACUUCCCUAUUCAUUCCUUUAACUGAAACAAGUAUUCUCUGCAUGUGAUCGACACAUUGGCUUGUAAGAAAUCCUUCGAACAGUUAAA